UUUUUUUUUUUUUGUCCAGUCUCUCUCUCUCUCUCUCUCCCACUUUAUUUAAAUUUCCUUUUUUUUUUCUCUCUCUCUUUCUUUUUAUUCAUACCAAUGACUACAAAUGGAACACAAACAAUAGAGAAUGUAGAGAUUUGGUCUACCAUCUUGACGGGUGUUGCUUCAUCUAAAAUGGUGCCUACCAAGAAACUCCUUGUUCUAGGUGAUCCUGGAAGUGGUAAAUCCACCUUGAUUCACUAUUUAAAAAACGAUCCUGGACCACAAGUAAUGCAACCAGAGGGAGAGAACACCAAUAACAACUUUGGUGUCAAUAGUCACUACAACAACAAUACUACACCGUUGGAUAAUCUCGAUGAUGAUGCCACCAAUACAUUGGCUUUGGGCUAUAGUUUUAUUGAUGUUCAAGAUGAAGAGAACGAGGGCAGUGCAGGUGAAUCCUCUUGGAGUAGAGGUAAAGCCGUGGUCGAUGAAUUAAGAGAAAAAAUAGAAUAUUACCUUCAGACCUAUACAGAACCUGUCGUCCAUAACUUUUCUAUGGCUGCUUCUACAUCCACAGGUUCCAUCAUCACACCCAGUACACCCAUCGUCCCUUCCUCUGCUCCCCUCGUCACAACAACUACAGCAGCAGAUCAAGUCACCUUGCCAUUGACACAGGGUAGUUUAACAAAUAAUCUGGGCAUAUCCAUCAUUGUUGUCUGUUGCAAGAGUGAUGCUCAAAAUACACUGGAACAGACAUUAGAUUACAAGGAUGAACAAUUUGAUUUUAUCCAACAAACUUUACGUUGUGUGUGCAUGAAAUUCGGUGCCGCUCUGUUCUACACUUCCACGCUUCAACCUUAUACCUUUCAUAAUUUACGUCAAUACAUUCUCCACCGACUAUUAACCACCAGCAGUAAAUCUUACCCAUUUAAAUUGAAAGCACAAGUAGUUGAACGAGACGCUGUCCUGGUCCCCUCCGGCUGGGAUUCAUGGGGAAAAUUGCGCGUCCUAAGAGACGGCUUUGAUUGUGACGCUGUACAUCAAGGCUGGGAUGCCGAUAUGGAUGCUGUCACAGAUCGACAACAACCGGGGUCGCAUGGUGCACGAGGAAACUAUGAAGAUCUCAUUCACAACCCCAACUCGGAUGACCAGCCUUUAAACAAUAUCCCACCUCCUGUCACAUGUGAGGACGAACAGGCCUUCUUGGAUAGACAUUUCGAAACUUUACAACACGUCUCUGAAAUUCCAAGCAGAAAGGGAACAGGUGCAUUAUCUACACGACCCAGUGUUGUAGGCCCAAUAGGCGAAUCCGUGCUUGAUAUUGGACGCACUGAUGACCGUCGCAAGGAUGACCUCAAGAUCUCUAUCAGUUCUUCCAGUAACACGAGUAACAUGAUGACCAAUGCCAAUGCGAUACCACCGAUUGAUACCAGCCAUGUGCAAUUAAAUCCAACCACACCUACGCAUCAUGGUCUCCCCUCUACGACUCCUCAUGCCACAAAUAAUGGUGGUGCUGUACCUACGGGUGGAGCGGGGGGACCUUCACAUGAAGUGUUGGCAAAUUUCUUUCAAUCUUUAUUAUCGAAAAAGGCAUCCAGUGGAGGAUCUUCACCUACCACAACUUCUUUAUUAAACACGAUGGGAAGAGAAGAAGUCUCUACCACCACAACACCUUCUUCUGCAGCAUCGUCAGGAACGACAAGAAGACCUACUGUGAGUCGAAAAGAUGUUCAUAAAGAAUUGGAUCGUAUGAGACAAUUUGUGAACAAGUAAUAAAAAUAUAUAUAUUUUUUUUUUUU
Molecule: messenger RNA, 1781 nt
Organism: Mucor mucedo
Lineage: Eukaryota; Fungi; Mucoromycota; Mucoromycetes; Mucorales; Mucoraceae
Product: dynein light intermediate chain-domain-containing protein
Exons: 7
Coding region: 97-1755 (552 amino acids)
Biological process (GO): microtubule cytoskeleton organization; microtubule-based movement
Cellular component (GO): centrosome; cytoplasmic dynein complex
Molecular function (GO): dynein heavy chain binding
Source: RefSeq, a predicted model, not a curated record